Molecule: messenger RNA, 507 nt
Organism: Saxophila tyrrhenica
Lineage: Eukaryota; Fungi; Ascomycota; Dothideomycetes; Mycosphaerellales; Extremaceae
Exons: 2
Coding region: 1-507 (168 amino acids)
Molecular function (GO): oxidoreductase activity
Source: RefSeq, a predicted model, not a curated record
AUGAGGUCCGGCACGCCAAUGACCGGAAUGACCAAGGACAACUUCCCUCUCCCGAAGCUGGCGAAGAUGAUGAGCGAGAUUCGCGAAGACGUUCUCAAUGGCAAAGGGUUCAUCUUGAUGAAGGGCUUUCCGACCGAGGAAUGGGGCGUCGACAAAUCGGCUGUGGCUUAUGUUGGUUUGGGGACCUACCUCGGAUACUUCGUAUCUCAGAACGGCAAGGGCCAUAUCCUGGGCCAUGUGCAAGAUCUUGGCGACGAUCCGACUCAGAUUCAUCGUGUCCGGAUAUACAGGACGAAUGCACGCCGAUUCUUUCACGCAGAUACUUCUGAUGUCGUUGGCUUGUUGUGCAUCCAUCGGGCGCUUGAGGGUGGCGAGUCAGACAUCGCUUCAGUCCACCAUGUGUAUAACACACUUCAGCGGGAACGACCUGAUGUUGUCAAGACUUUGACAACGCCGAACUGGUACUUCGAUCGGAAGGGUGAAGUCAGUAAGGGCGAGGAGGAGUGA